Penicillium malachiteum is the source of this 1092-nucleotide messenger RNA. RefSeq lists its product as uncharacterized. Gene Ontology annotation, molecular function: magnesium ion transmembrane transporter activity; cobalt ion binding; magnesium ion binding. The coding region runs from base 1 to 1092 and encodes 363 amino acids. The transcript has 3 exons. NCBI's taxonomy places the organism in Eukaryota, Fungi, Ascomycota, Eurotiomycetes, Eurotiales, Aspergillaceae. Gene Ontology annotation, cellular component: membrane. The record is from RefSeq and is a predicted model, not a curated record. Gene Ontology annotation, biological process: transmembrane transport; metal ion transport.
AUGAAGCAGAUUCAGGAUCUUCAAUAUGGAAAUGCAGGAUCUGCGAGUCCAUUUAUCACAAAGUCCAUGGUCAAAGUAUUCAUUGAGCUUGCUGUACUUCUUGCAGACUCAGCGUCGAUGGCAUCCCAGCACAUUGACUCUCUUGAUGCUGAUAUCAAAGGAGCCAGCCAGAGCAAAGAUAACGCUGAAAAUGCACGGAAUUCAAGCCCAAUAAAUUCAGUCAGAUCGCCAAACGAAUCUUUGAAUUUUGGGAAGACACAAAUUCGAGAUGAUGAUACGGGGUUGGCAGAUACAAGAUCCAAUGAUAUGGACAUGGAAAGUUUAUCUACAGCAUCAGACGCCCAACUAUUUUCAGAAAAUAAGUGCCCUGUACCUCAGGGAAGUGAUUUCUUCUGCCGCCGCAAUGACCACAUUGAUCAAAUCUAUCUAUAUCUCAUUCAAGCACAACAAGAAUGUUUAGUUGUAUCUUGUUCGGAAGACGACUUUGAGGACUUAGAUACCUAUAAUGGCGUUGACCGGGAUUUGACCUUGCUCCGGGAGGAACUUGACAUUAUACAACGCACUGUCAAGAAACAACUCGAAUUGGUAAAUACUCUACGCAAAGAUAAAUCAUGUCGCAAGAGAGACAAUAGGUAUAGUAUCGACAUCAACGACACUUUUAGUCGGACGUUAUUCGAAGUAUUGUAUUCGGCCAGUCCUGAUGCAUGUGGCGAGGCUGUGAUCAACACCUCCACGAGAAAGGUUUUGAAGGCGAUAGAAACAGAUCUCCAGGAGAGGACAGAGGUAUUUUAUGAGCUGAUCAAGCAAGUCGAGCGUCAUGAAACACAUAUCAUCCAACGGGUCGAUAUCAUCCAAGAAGAUCAUGGAAAAGCUACCUUGAUCUUCACGAUCGUGGCGACAAUAUUUCUUCCGCUUUCUUUCGUGAGCAGCUACUUAGGUAUGAACACGGCUGAUAUUCGGAAUAUGGAUGCCAAACAAGUUCUCUUUUGGGAGGUGGCGACACCUUUUACUGUGGUCGUAGUUUCUGUUGUUCUGUUGGUGGCGUAUAAUGCCAGACGCAUUCUGGGAUGGUCAUCUCAAGAACAGCUCUAA